Raphanus sativus (radish) is the source of this 1707-nucleotide messenger RNA. RefSeq lists its product as uncharacterized. Gene Ontology annotation, biological process: attachment of GPI anchor to protein; protein localization to cell surface. Gene Ontology annotation, cellular component: GPI-anchor transamidase complex; membrane. Lineage: Eukaryota; Viridiplantae; Streptophyta; Magnoliopsida; Brassicales; Brassicaceae. The transcript has 14 exons. The coding region runs from base 59 to 1525 and encodes 488 amino acids. The record is from RefSeq and is a predicted model, not a curated record.
CUGAAUCGUCUCUCAUCACUCGCCGGCAAAUUGAAAAAAAAAGUAAAGAGAGAGAGAGAUGACUAAAGACGACGGAGAAAUGGCGGAUGAACAGAAGAAGAAGAAGCCAUGCCGGUUCUGGAUUUGGGCUUUAUCAUCCGUACUUUUCCGAUUGAUCCUGAUCUCAUUCUCGGGAAAUCUCAACCUCUCUUCCCGUCCUGAGGUCUCCACUCCUCUCACCAGCAUCCGCCGCCUUGCUGAAGGUUACUGGUUGAAGCAGGCAUCAAUGUCACCAUAUGCAGGAUCUAUGUAUCAUGGCUCUCCGUUGCUCCUCUCGCUUCUCGGACCUCUCACAGUUCAGAGGAUUAAAGGGCAACCAAGUCACCUCUUUUGCAGCUUGGUUUUUGUUAUUGCAGAUAUAUUGAGUGCAUUGCUUCUUAGAGGUAUUGGUCACAAACUCCAGAUGGCUUAUGGAUUGAAUGCCAGGCUACUUGGCCUUCUUAAGUCGCCAAGGGAUAAAGAAGGGAUCCUACCAUGCGGUGAUAUUGCUGCUCUUGUGUACUUAUGGAAUCCUUUCACAAUCGUAUGUUGUGUGGGUUUAUCAACUUCCCCAAUCGAAAAUCUGGCUGUCAUAUUGGCACUAAAUGGAGCAGUUACUCGACGAGUUCCUCUGGCGGCAUUUGGUUUAGUCAUGGCUACUCAUUUAUCUCUUUAUCCUGCAAUUCUGACUAUUCCUGUAAUCUUUUUAUUGGGAUACGGUUUGGAUGCUCCUCCUCUGAAAUUGUUCCUUCAGACCAGAAAUGUAGAAAGUGAGAACAGAUCAACCUCUUCUGCUUCUAAACAAGCCAAAUCGAAACCGAUUGCAAAACUUCCCUUUCUAUGGAAAACAGUCCUGCACUUCGUGUUCUGGGUACUUGUGUGGUCGCUCUGUGUAAUGGUUUUGUGUAGCUUAUCACUGAGUAAGCAUGGUGGGCUCGAAGAGAUGUUCAAGAGGACAUAUGGUUUCAUUCUCAGUAUCGAAGAUCUGUCACCGAACAUAGGAGUCUUUUGGUACUUCUUUGCAGAAGUCUUCGACUUCUUCAGAAACUUCUUCUUGAUAGUAUUCCACGUCAAUAUACUGUUUAUGUUACUGCCUUUAGCCAUACGGUUGAAACAUCGACCUUGCUUCCUGGCUUUCAUUUACUUGGCGAUCUCCUCACUUCUUAAAUCUUACCCUUCGGUUGGAGAUUCAGCUUUAUAUUUGAGUUUGUGGGCAUUGUUCGUCAAUGAGUUAGCAGAUAUGAAGUUCUCGUUCUUCCUCUUUUGUGGAUAUCUUGGUGUAUCUCUCCUCAGCCCUGUGAUGCACAAUCUCUGGAUAUGGCGGGGCACCGGUAACGCCAAUUUCUACUUUGGAAACGCUAUUGGCUAUACGUGCUUUCAGAUCGUUUUCGUGGUUGAGAGCGUAAGCGCAAUGCUGAACCAUGAUCGGGCGCUGAAGAAAUGUAACUCAAACCAUCAGAAGAUCGAGAGCACUAAGCCAUCUGAAGGUAAAUUGCACCACACGUGAAGAAGAUAAUUUGUCUUUAGCCUAGUGGUGCGAUUAGUUCAACCGCAAUCGCCUAACGCUGGCUACAUGUGUUUGUGUUAGUUAUUCUGUUUAUGUGUUUGAAACAUAAGAUCUCAUGUACCUUGCAACUAAAGUAACCAAUAGUUUACUAUUACGCUUUAGUAAACGUGACAAGUUGAGAA